GCUUUCAAAAUGGGCAAGUUCAUGAAACCCAGGAAAGUGGUGCUGGUCCUGGCUGGAUGCUACUCCAGAUGCAAAGCUGUCAUCAUGAAGAACAUUGAUGAUGGCACCUCAGACCUCCCUUACAGCCAUGCCCUGGUGGCUGGAAUUGACCGCUAUCCCCGAAAAGUGACAGCUGCUAUGGGCAAGAAGAAAAUCGCCAAGAGGUCAAAGAUCAAGUCCUUUGUGAAAGCUUAUAACUACAAUCACCUCAUGUCCACAAGGUACUCUGUGGACAUCCCCUUAGACAAAACAUUUGUCAACAAGGAUGUCUUUAGAGACCCAGCUCUGAAACUCAAGGUCAAGUUUGAAGAAAGAUAUAAGACAGGGAAGAACAAAUAGUUUUUCCAGAAGCUUCACUUUUAGGUAUAUUUUUCUUCCCAUCAUUAAAAAA
Peromyscus maniculatus bairdii (prairie deer mouse) is the source of this 430-nucleotide messenger RNA. The record is from RefSeq and is a predicted model, not a curated record. Lineage: Eukaryota; Metazoa; Chordata; Mammalia; Rodentia; Cricetidae.